Oncorhynchus nerka (sockeye salmon) is the source of this 1132-nucleotide messenger RNA. Its product is annotated as fish-egg lectin-like. The record is from RefSeq and is a predicted model, not a curated record. Bases 16 to 771 code for a protein of 251 amino acids. The transcript is spliced from 4 exons. NCBI's taxonomy places the organism in Eukaryota, Metazoa, Chordata, Actinopteri, Salmoniformes, Salmonidae.
CAAGUUUGCUCCACAAUGUCAUCCUACUUGUUGUCUGUGUGCUCUACUCAUGUCUUUGUCUCCAUAGCCUGGGACUGUCAGGAGGUAGAAAACAUCAAGAAUCUGAUGCAGAUCGAUGCAGGACUGGGACAAGUGGUUGCUACGGACACAAGUCAAAUCCCCUACUACCUGGUAGGUGAUAAAUGGAUCCGCCUGUCUGGUUCCCUGAAGCAUAUCACUGUAGGACCAGCAGGGAUCUGGGGUGUCAACAAAGCAGACUUAAUCUACAAGUAUGUGGCCGGUAACUGGGUGCAAGCUGCAGGCCUUCUGAAACAGUUGGAUGCUGGAGGUGAACAGUUUAUUGUGGGGGCCAACAUGGAUGAUACUCCAUUCUGUCUGACACGUAGUGCCACAGUUGGCUACAAGGGUUCAGGCUCACCUCUUCCAUGGACAGGAUUGCCAGGAGCUGUGAAGUACUACAGCUGUGGACCCUUUGGGUGCUGGGCAGUCAACAAGAAUGAUGAUAUCUACUUAAUGAGUCUGAAUCAAGACUGUCAAAACAACGGGUGGAGUCACAUAGACGGCAAGCUUUCCAUGAUUGAGGUGGCAACUGAUGGUGGUGUCUUUGGGGUCAACUCUGCAGGCCAAGUUUAUACCAGAGACGGCAUCACAGCCAGUAAACCAGAGGGCACUGGAUGGAGCUAUAUCCCAAUGUGCAUGCGCACGGGCCACGUGACCUAUGACCUGGGCCGUCUUUGGGUCGUCUCCAAGUCUGGAGUCACCAUGGUGUGAACACCUUAGUCUCUCCUCUGCAUCUGAUGGCCGUUCGGGAUCUGUCUAAAGUUCACUUGCUAACUCAUUGAUCUCUCUUUCUGGAACAGCCUUCUGCUUUAUACAUUUCAACAUUAGUUAAUAAAAAUCCUUAAUUUUAAAACCUAUUGCUCUACCUAUUAUUUUCAGUUCUUCAAUGAUCUUAUUGACAUUUUAAAAAAAUAGAUUUUAUAUUUUCUUGAUCACUCUUUGAUUAACACUUCAAUAGGUCUUUGCCAUGGCUGCUAUUUAAUUGUAGUGUAAAACUUGGGCACGGUCAUGUUGCUCACAAUCUACAUGGGUUUUGUUGUGUUUCAGAGGUCAUCAAUAGGGUUGGAUGGAA